AUUAAGUGUUUAUAUAUCAGCAUUAGGUCACAACUAUUCUUAAAAAUUAUUCAUUAAAUAUGUUAAUUUUUAUAAGAUUAGUGUAAUGUAUGUAUUAUGACUGAGUAGACCAACUAAUCUUAAACACGUGCACCUACACACGUUAUUGUAUAACUGAUCACCUACUACACUUGAAUAAAUUGUGUGAGAGAGCGCUCCGUUGACGCAGUCGUUUGACAUUUGACAGACAUUGUUUAAUUACAUUUAACCUAUAUUUCGUUCGUACUACGUUUGGGCAUUGUUUUAAUUGUUCAGUGCACGUUCAGUGAAAAUGGUUUCAACUGGUCAAAGUUUACCUGUGUCCCAAAUCCUGCGGGAUAAAAGUUACUUGGACGACGAUGAACCCAAGAAAAAAUCAAGAGAAGAUUGGAGAAAAGCCAAGGAGUUGGAGGAAGCCCGAAAAGCUGGAACUGCCCCCGCAGCUGUAGAUGAAGAUGGCAAAGAUAUCAACCCUCACAUUCCCCAAUACAUCUCAAACGCCCCUUGGUAUUAUGGAACUAGUGGCCCUACUCUAAAGCAUCAACGGCCACAAGAAGAACAUCAGAAGCAAUAUUCUGAUUUGGAUGAUUGGUAUCAAAGAGGCACUGAUAGAUCAAAGAUCGUAACCAAGUUCCGAAAGGGGGCCUGUGAAAAUUGUGGGGCCAUGACCCAUAAGAAGAAGGAUUGCAUGGAUCGCCCUCGGAAAGUGGGUGCGAAAUAUUCUAUGACUAACAUUUUACCAGACGAAUUUAACCAGAAAAAUCUCGCCCUGAGUUUCGAUGGAAAACGAGACAGAUGGAGCGGCUAUAAUCCAACUGAGUAUAAAUGCGUUAUUGAUGAGUUCCAGCAAGUUGAACAAGCUAAACAGCAAUUAAAAGCUGACAAACUUGAUGCUGCCAGCUCGGACGAUGACCAAAAGGAUGAAGACAAAUACGUGGAUGAAGUGGACAUGCCUGGAACCAAAGUGGAUAGCAAGCAGCGAAUUACAGUGAGAAAUUUGCGAAUUCGGGAAGACACCGCCAAAUAUUUACACAACUUGGACCCCAACUCUGCCUAUUAUGAUCCCAAGACCAGAUCCAUGAGGGAGAACCCAAACCCUGCAAAAGAUGAUACAUAUGAAGGUGAAAACUUUGUGAGAUUUACUGGGGACACAAAAACCCAUGCCAAAGCCCAACUGUUUGCCUGGGAGGCCUAUGAAAAAGGCGUAGAUGUUCAUCUGUUAGCUGAGCCAACCAAACUGGAGCUUUUGAAAAAAGAAUACGAAAGCAAGAAGGAACAGUUCAAAGGCCAAGUUCAGUCAAAAGUACUGGAACGAUAUGGGGGAGAAGAGCAUCUGCAGGUACCCCCUAAAUCUCUACUAAUGGCGCAAACUGAAACCUAUGUGGAAUAUUCGCGAUCAGGAAAAAUUGUGAAGGGCCAGGAAAAGUCGGAGAUUAACUCAAAGUAUGCAGAGGAUGUUUCCAUCAAUAAUCACACGAGUGUAUGGGGUUCCUACUGGAAGGGUGGCCGAUGGGGAUACAAAUGCUGCCAUUCCUUCAUCAUGAACUCGUAUUGCUUAUCCGAGACCGGAAUCGACAUCGAGCAAGUGCAUCCCACUACCGAGCUAUUGGCAGAGAAAGUUGAAAAUCGGGAUUCUCCAAUUCCCGAAACAAUUCAUUUGGAAAACAAAGAUUCAUCCAGUGAAAGUGAGCCCAAAGUCAAAUCCAAGAAGUCCAAGGACAAGAAGAGGGAGAAAAGCAAGAAAAGUGAAAAAAGUGCUUUGGCAGAGGCGCUCCAAGCAGAGGAGGAGAACAAGAAGAAAGCCGAAGAAAUCCUUGCGUUAGAUGAGAGAAAGCGACCUUAUAACAGCAUGUUUGAAGUGAAAGAGCCCACGGAGGAAGAAAUGGAGGCUUACUACAUGAAGAGGAAGCGCUUUGAAGAUCCUAUGAGUCAGUUCGUAUGAUUUUUGCAACCGCUUUUAAUGUGAUAAAUAAUUAAGGUUUACAAUAAACAAAAUAAUAACA
This is a messenger RNA of Dendroctonus ponderosae (mountain pine beetle), 2021 nucleotides long. RefSeq names its product pre-mRNA-splicing factor Slu7 (gene Slu7). Gene Ontology annotation, cellular component: spliceosomal complex. The coding region runs from base 311 to 1960 and encodes 549 amino acids. The record is from RefSeq and is a predicted model, not a curated record. The transcript has a single exon. Lineage: Eukaryota; Metazoa; Arthropoda; Insecta; Coleoptera; Curculionidae. Gene Ontology annotation, molecular function: pre-mRNA 3'-splice site binding. Gene Ontology annotation, biological process: mRNA splicing, via spliceosome.